ACGACAGCGUACACCGUCCCCGACGAGAAACUCUCCCUCUAGUUUCAUUGCGCCGCUAUCCACAACAGCAAUGGCUGAUUCUCUUACUGAGGAGCAAGUCUCCGAGUUCAAGGAGGCCUUCUCUCUGUUUGACAAAGAUGGAGAUGGUCAGAUCACCACGAAGGAGUUGGGCACGGUCAUGCGCUCCCUUGGUCAAAACCCCAGCGAAUCCGAGCUCCAAGACAUGAUCAACGAGGUGGAUGCUGACAACAAUGGCACCAUUGACUUCCCCGAAUUUCUCACAAUGAUGGCCCGCAAGAUGAAGGACACCGACUCUGAGGAGGAGAUUCGGGAGGCAUUCAAGGUUUUCGAUCGCGACAACAACGGCUUCAUCUCCGCCGCCGAGCUGCGCCACGUCAUGACCUCCAUUGGCGAGAAGCUGACUGACGACGAGGUGGACGAGAUGAUCCGGGAGGCGGAUCAGGAUGGUGAUGGACGAAUCGACUAUAACGAAUUCGUUCAGCUGAUGAUGCAGAAGUGAGCAACGGUCAAUUUGUUCAUGUAUGGUUAUAUGGUUCAGCAAGGGGGCCGUGAUCGGAUUCCCUGCGAUAAGUAAUGGACCAGUCUAGUUCUUGAGGCACUGGCUGCUAAGACGACUUCAUUGGUGUCUCAUUGUCAACGGUUCAGUCUGGGGAGACUGCAAGCUCGAUA
Westerdykella ornata is the source of this 690-nucleotide messenger RNA. RefSeq names its product EF-hand protein. Gene Ontology annotation, biological process: spindle pole body organization. The coding region runs from base 71 to 520 and encodes 149 amino acids. The record is from RefSeq and is a predicted model, not a curated record. Gene Ontology annotation, cellular component: central plaque of spindle pole body. Gene Ontology annotation, molecular function: enzyme regulator activity; calcium ion binding. The transcript has 6 exons. NCBI's taxonomy places the organism in Eukaryota, Fungi, Ascomycota, Dothideomycetes, Pleosporales, Sporormiaceae.